UAUAUUAAUUUAUAUAUAUAGAUAUACAUACAUGUAUAGCUGCAUGUCAUGUUAUAGGGUUUACUCUUCAUUUCAUAUAUAAAUACAUAUCAGUUGUCUCUAUCUUUUGCUUUUCCUUCUCUAUUGAAUCUGGAGCUUGCUUUGAGAAUUUCUUACCUGCUCUGGUGAACCCUAAUAAGCUGAAUCUCGAGUGCGAAGAUAUAUAGAAGACUCAGAUUACGAAAAACUCAAAAUGGGAACCACAGAUUCCGACAUCAUGUCCCAAGGAGAGGUGGAGUCGCUAUUACAGUCAAGCGAACAGCAGUCGAAUAAUCAGUCAUUUCCAUCACUAGGCAGACAAUUGUCUAUAUACUCUCUCACCCUCGAUGAGUUUCAACACAAACUUUGUGAUGAAAGUGGCAAGAACUUUGGUUCCAUGAAUAUGGAUGAAUUUCUCAACAGCAUAUGGACUGCCGAAGAGAAUCAAGCACAAGUAAAUGCCCAGUUAGACACUGGAAACAGUCUCCAAGGGGCACAGUCUUUCCUACGUGAAAGUAAUAUUCCGACAGAUAAGGGCAUAGCUAAGCAACACAGCUUAUCGAGACAAGGCUCUCUCACUAUUCCAGAGCCUUUGUGCAGGAAAACAGUGGAUGAAGUGUGGUCUGACAUUCACAAGACUCAACAGCAGAAAAAUAGUGACCAUUAUGUUCAGAAUCCCGAUUCUGCUCAGCGACAACCCACGUUUGGAGAGAUGACAUUAGAAGAUUUUUUAGUUAAGGCGGGGGUCGCACGUGAGCAGGAUCAAGCCCCAGCACCACCUCAGCAGCAGCCAUAUGGAAUUUACCCAAAUAACAACAAUCAUACAGUUGGACCUACUUUCGCUACUAGACCUGUAAGGAGUGUUGGUGGUGCUGCCGUCACCAACGUUGCAACUUAUCAGACGCUUCCACAUAGUAGCAUCGGGGAGGUGGCAGGUUUCCCUGGGGAAAUGACCCAAGUUCCUGUUUAUACACAGCAACCAUCGGCUGUGUACGGAGGAAGAAUAGGAAAUGGCAGUGGGGCAGGAUACAGGCAAGGGCAGGUUCUCGGGAUGGAUUCACCUGUAAGUCCGGUUUCAUCAGAUGGAUUAUGUAAAAAUCAGUUGGACAGUGGUAAUCAGUAUGGAGUGGAUAUGGGUGGUGCAAAAGGAGGGCGGAAGAGAGUCAUAGACGGUCCGGUCGAGAAGGUGGUGGAGAGGCGACAGCGAAGGAUGAUAAAAAAUCGUGAGUCUGCUGCACGAUCUAGAGCAAGGAAGCAGGCUUACACGGUUGAACUGGAAGCCGAAUUGAACCAGUUGAAAGAAGAGAACACACACCUAGAGAUGGCUCUGGCUGAGCUAGAGAGGAAAAGAAAACAGCAGCACUUUGAGGAAGCGAUGAUGAAAGCGCAGGUCCAAACCAAGGCCCACAAAGCUAAUGAGAAAUUAAGGGCGUUUAGAAGAGCCAUGAGUUGCCAUUACUGAAGCAAAUCCGUUUUGUCUGCAUCAGAAACUAAAUGCUCGCUGCAAGCAGAGACGUAGGGCUGGAUGAACUGUAUAAUGCCUUUCUCUUGUUCUCUGAAGACCAAAAAUGAAAGCAAAACCAGUCCGUGGAACCAUAGAUACUUUAAUAGUUGUAGUUUUCAAUAAUCUAGUCGUAGUAUAGCUAGCCUUCUAGUUAUAGUUGAAAUACCAUUUGGUUUUCGGUAAUGUUGCGUGUUUUUGUAUGUUUUCUGUACAUUUCUAUUUCUGUUUCAGCAACAAGAAAUUAAGUUGAAGUUUGUAGUUUCAAGAUCACUUGUAUAAUGGAACUUUUGCUUGCAAUACAACACAAAUUUGAAAUCAAACA
Messenger RNA from Olea europaea var. sylvestris, 1844 nucleotides. Its product is annotated as protein ABSCISIC ACID-INSENSITIVE 5-like. NCBI's taxonomy places the organism in Eukaryota, Viridiplantae, Streptophyta, Magnoliopsida, Lamiales, Oleaceae. Gene Ontology annotation, molecular function: DNA-binding transcription factor activity. Gene Ontology annotation, biological process: positive regulation of DNA-templated transcription. The record is from RefSeq and is a predicted model, not a curated record. Bases 233 to 1480 code for a protein of 415 amino acids. Gene Ontology annotation, cellular component: nucleus. The transcript has 5 exons.